Capsella rubella is the source of this 258-nucleotide messenger RNA. RefSeq lists its product as uncharacterized. The record is from RefSeq and is a predicted model, not a curated record. Bases 1 to 258 code for a protein of 85 amino acids. The transcript has a single exon. Lineage: Eukaryota; Viridiplantae; Streptophyta; Magnoliopsida; Brassicales; Brassicaceae.
AUGUCGUCGCUUCGUAACAUCAACCACGAAAGGCCUCUUCUUCUUCUUCUUCUCCUUCUUGCUGCGGUGGUCGUGGAGGCUGGAGAGAGUUUAUCAGUUGGUUCUUCCUCGGAGAAGCAAGAUUUAGCAAUAGGGGAAGAAUUAUCUCACGGAGAUUAUGGUUCCUGGACGCCGUCUCCAAGAGUUGGAAGAAGUAGCCUGACACCUAUUCCUCAUGAUCACUCUACACGACCACAACGUAUAGUGAAGAAGGCGUAA